Messenger RNA from Sphenostylis stenocarpa, 2742 nucleotides. The record is from the annotation of a GenBank genome assembly. Lineage: Eukaryota; Viridiplantae; Streptophyta; Magnoliopsida; Fabales; Fabaceae.
AUGCGAUGCAAUGAUGCACCGGGAUUGCUUUUUGAGUGCAACAAAUUGUUGGUUACUGAUGCUGUGGUGGGUUUUGUUCAAAAUUUCAGAAUUGUAAUGGAAAACUCAGACCAUGACGAACCCGAGAAGAAGAGGCCUCAUCUCACCUCUGUUUCCUCCCGCACGCCUCGAAACUCCAUCAACUCUCCUACCACCAACAAAAUCGCUGAUGCAGGAGUCUUACAGUUCCAGAAUCAGCAGCUUGUUCAACAGAUAGACAUCCAAAAACAUGCUUUGCAUGAUCUUGAAGAAAAAAUUGGAGAAUUGAAAGGAAAGCAAAGUUCUUAUGAUGACUUGUUAAUUGCAUUGAACCAACACUGGAUUCAGUUGGUAGACGAUAUGAUUCUUCUUGCAAUACAAGCUGGGAGAGGCAAAGGCAAAGACACAUUGCAAUAUUUGACUGACAUUGAUACUCCUAAAGGUUCACUUCCUUCGUGUCCCGCUGAGGAUAUAUUUCUAUGUAGAUUAAUCCAGAAAGAUUCUAUUAAAGGAAUCAGUGAUGAUGAGAUAACUAGUUCUGUUGAGGAGGCCCUUGCUUUGCGUCAAUCAUCUACAAGUGAGUUGUUCAAACUCCUGAAGGAUAUUAUUGAUGAUCAGAUGGAAAGAUCAGGCAGUAUAGCUCAGGUUUUACAUGGAGAUUUAUCAUCAGAAGAUGCUAUAAGCCUAAUGACUAAGAUUGAUGAUAUGAUGAAAGAAGAGGCAAAUAAUUUACAAGAAGUGAUUGAUACUCUCCAUGCAAAGCAUAAAGAGUAUACUGUUGGUAUUCAAAGUUCUGUUAAUGAGUGCAUACAAGAUCAAUCUGACAUUAAACACCUUGCAGGUGAGCUUGAUGAGGUAAUCGCUGAACUUGAAGAGAGUAGAAGAAAACUAGUCAAUCUGGAAAUGCAAAAGGAUGCGGCAAUAGGGAUGAAUUCUCCCAAUGCAGAUGCAGUGAAUGGAAAUCUGUCUCCUGAAAACAUUGCAGAUAGGAGCAUGGGUUUGCGUGAGUUGAAGGAUUCAAUUGAGGAAGCAAAGAUAGUGGAUGCUGAUCGUCUCUCUGAGCUCCAAGAUGCACGAGAAGACAAUCACACCUUGACAAAGCAAUUCCAAGAUCUUCAGAAUGAAUUGAAAGAUGAUAAGUAUGUACGAUGUUCUCGAAUAUACUCUUUAGCUAAUGAUCAACUUCAACAUUGGACAUCUGAAUUGGCCCGAUAUAAAACAUUGGCAGAAUCUCUGCAGGCUGGCAGUGUUCAUAUUGCAAAAUGGGAGAAUGAACUAAAUUUGAAGUUGGAGUCUGCUGAUGCCGCAAGGCAGGUCCUUGACAAUUCUGACCAUAGGAUUGAUGAACUAGAGCUCCAGUUGCAGAAGUGUAUUAUUGAAAAGAAUGAUCUAGAAAUUAAAAUGGAAGAAGCUAAACAGGAUACUGGGAGAAAAGAUAUCAAAUCUGAGUUUCGUGUUAUGGCUUCAGCUUUAUCUAAAGAAAUGGGGAUGAUGGAAGCUCAAUUAAAGCGAUGGAAAGAUGCAGCUCAUGAGGCUGUAUCAUUACGUGAGAAAGCUCAUUCACUAAGAGAAGUGUUGAGCACAAAGACAAGCGAACUUAAGAACCUUGCAAACAAAAGUGCUGAACAGGUUUUGGAAAUCAGGUCUUUAAAAACGUUGAUUGAAAAGUUAAAGAGGGAGAAUCAGGAAUUAGAAUUUGUUCUGGACAUGUAUGGGCAAGAGAAUUAUGAUAAAAGUUAUUCAGAAAUCAAAGAAUCUGAAAGUAAAGCUCACUCUCAAGCUGAAAUUCUGAAAAAUGCUUUAGAUGAGCAUAGCCUAGAGUUGAGAGUAAAAGCUGCUAAUGAAGCUGAAGCUGCUUGUGAGCAAAGGCUUUCUGCCGCUGAAGCUGAAAUAGAGGACUUGAGGGCCAAGCUGGAUGCAUCUGAGAGGGGUAUUUUGGAGCUGACUGAGGCUAUUAAAGUUAAAGAUGCUGAGGCAGAGGCAUAUAUAUCUGAAAUUGAGACUAUUGGUCAAGCAUACGAAGAUAUGCAGACACAGAACCAAAAUCUGUUGGACCAGGUGAUCGAGAGGGAUGACUAUAAUAUUAAGCUUGUAUCAGAUAGUGUGAAGGCAAAACAGACGUACAACACUUUAUUGUCCCAGAAGCAGGCCUUGACUAAGCAACUUCAACAACUUAAUACUUCUAUUGAAAACUCAAAGGCGAGGAUUGCACACAGUGAAGAACAGAUGAAAGCUAUUCUAUCUGAAGCCAUUAAGUGUAAUCAAGAAGAAAAACACCUUGCAGUAACCCUUGAAUUUGCAAAGUGGGAAUUGGCAGAUGCUGAGAAGGAACUGAAGCUGCUCAAAUCUUCUGUUUCGUCUUCAGAGAAAGAGUACGAUCAAAUUCAGAAAGACACUGAAGCUAUUGAAAUGGAAUUGGAGAGUGAACGGAGUUCAAGGAAGAAGCUUGAGGAAGAAUUAAGGGAAUUGAACAGCCAAAUUGCUGAGCUGACUUCUGAAACUGGAGAAACAACAAUACAAAAACUCGAAAAAGAAAUAAGGAUAUGCAAGAACAUGAUCAAGUGUACUGUCUGCACUGAUCGUCCUAAGGAGGUUGUGAUUGUCAAAUGCUAUCAUUUGUUCUGUAAUCCAUGCAUUCAGAGAAAUCUAGAGCUUCGGCACCGCAAAUGUCCUGCAUGUGGAACAGCAUUUGGACAGAGUGAUGUUCGUUUUGUAAAGAUAUGA